Parascedosporium putredinis is the source of this 1029-nucleotide messenger RNA. Lineage: Eukaryota; Fungi; Ascomycota; Sordariomycetes; Microascales; Microascaceae. The record is from the annotation of a GenBank genome assembly.
AUGGAGGGCAUACUGGCUACUCAGCCGGCGAGCCGCAAACUCCAAAAUAGGGCCGCGGCUCUCCGCAGGCCAGCGCCGGCCAGGCAAAGCUCCCCGGGCGCGUCCACAUAUCGCACACGCGCCGUUGCCACUUCUCUCGCCCUGGUGGCCACCGGGUCGCUUGUCUACAACUAUUUCUGUAGCCCCACGCUCCUCGACACAUCCGGUGACGCGACCGACGAGAGGAUCACGUUAACGACAGAGUCGCAGCGGCCGCUCGACACUUACCCAGGCCCCUAUGUGCCUCCACCCAUCACGAGAGACUAUCCCGUGCUUCUCAAAGUUGCGCUGACAACCACGACCAAGAUACGGCAACUGACGGGAGCGCACAAGUACGAGCAGUGGACGUUCAACGACUCGGUGCCAGGGCCCUUUAUACGAGCACGGGUCGGGGACGUGAACGAAACCAAGUCGGCGCGGUUCAAGCUCUUGUGGCCGGGGCUAUACAUCUAUCACUGCGCGGCCGCGCCCGUGCCCGUGCACAUCGCCAACGGCAUGUACGGGCUCAUGUAUGUGCAGCCGGCCGAGGGCGACCUCCGCAAGGCGGACCGGGAGUACUACGUGAUGCAGAGCGAAUUCUACCACGAGCCCCCGAGCGGGACGACGACGGGCGACUCUCCCAAACGGUGGAAUUUUCUCGGCCGCGACGCGGGACAGACCGCUCAAGGCCAAGGCGGGGAGACGGUGCGCAUCUUCUUCGGCAACGCGGGCCCGAACCUGACGAGCUCGUUCCACAUCCUCGGCAGCAAUUUUAUCAAUACCAUAAGCGUGCCGCCGGGCGGCUCGUCCAUUGUGGAUACGCGCUUUCUCGUGCCCGGGGUGUAUUCGUACAUUGACCACGCCAUCUUCCGCCUCGAUAAGGGCGGCGUGGGCUACAUCAACGUUACGGGAAGCCAAGGCCCGAUGUGUACCAGGGGCGUCAAGACCCGGCACCUUGCCCCGGGUGCAAACUUCAUCCAUGAAGCGCUCGUGUUGUCCGCUCCUGUCUGA